AUUUGUGGUUACUUUUUUUGACAGCAGAGGGCGCUGUGGUUGCUACCAAUUCAGUCACCUACCGGUCAAAGGUAGUCAUCGGUUAUAUAUGCUGACAUAGCAUCCCAACUCCAACUUAAUAUUUAUAUGUAUAGAUAUUUAUAAGUUUGGAGCUACUUGCAGAUAUCAUCUGACAUGUAUACUGCGUCAUACUUAAUAGAAUGGGUCUUCAACACAACCAUACCGUAUGCAAAGUCCCACGGUUAAUUGGACAUGUGAGAAACACAGCAGUCUGAUUAUCUGCCUGAAAUUGGCAAGCUGAAGUCCCACUGGAGUACAACAGGCUGCUAAAUCAAACUUCAGAUUAGAAUUGAGAUGUUGCCCAGCAGUGGAGAUGUGAAGAUUUUGGAUGUGUCCAGGCUGACAGAUGAGGAAGCCAAGCAUGUAUGGCAGGUGAUCCAGAGAGACCUAAACCUGCGAAAAAAAGAAGAGGACAGAUUAGGGGAACUGAAGAACAAAAUAAUGAAAGAAGAUACAAAGAGAGAACUUCUGGAAUAUCAGCCUAAACUCAGUGAUUCCCUCUGCAUCCGCUGUCUACAUCCUUUCAAAUUCCUUGUCAAUAGCAAGCGCCACUGUCUGGACUGCAAGCUCUUCGUCUGCAAGUCCUGCAGCCGAUUUACCAAAAAGGAUUGCGGUUGGGUUUGUGAUGCAUGCCAUAUGGCCAGAAUCCACAAGAUUGGCACACUGGAGUGGUUUCACGAGAAUGUGCGCUCUCGCUUCAAACGUUUCGGCAGUGCAAAGGUCAUGAAUUUGCUUCUGAAGCGUCUGAACAGUGAUCGUACCUGCUCUCAAACUGACCUUAGAGAGCUUCAAGGCGAUGACAUGCACAGCAUGCCUGAAGUUCACACUGGUUCUCUGUAUAGCCUGGAUGAUGAACAGUCUAAGAGUGCAGACAGACAUCACUUCAGCCUGACAAGAAAAGCCAGACGGUUGCUCCCUGUUGACCCACUCGAUUUUAAUCUUGGCGUUGAGAAAUCUGAUUAUUCUCAGCCUGAUUUCUUUAUGAAUGCAGGUAACCAGGAGAAAAUCACUCAAAGUAGGGGCUCAGUAACUGAAGAGAGCUGCAGCACAACCUUUAGGCAGAUCCUGGAGAAUGGAACUCAUGGCAGAAAUAACCACAUGUUUCAGAUCAGCCAGAGAAAUCUGGACAGACAUUCUCGUUUUGAUGACUACACACACACCGAGCAGAGGAUGUCACAACCUCGUUCCCUUUCUAAAAUGAGCAUCUCCUCAGCGGGCAGCACUAACUAUUACCUUCACCGGGAGCUUUCUUACAGUCCAGAUGACUCAGAUGAGGACUCUGUCAUAUGCAGUUCUGCCCUACAAAGGGAGCCUUCACCAGAUGAUGGUCCUCAGAUUAUUGAGCUCACAAAGCGUAUAUCAGCAAUCGAGACUCUUCUCAGCCGUCUGGAGCAGAAUAUGUUGUCAUCUGUGAGUGAGGGAACAACAAAACAGGCUGAACAACAUGAAGAGGAUCUAUCUGACCUAGAGGAGCUUGAGCUCAGGAAAAAACUUGAUGAACUUGCUGACAAAAUAAGUGACGAAGGUGUUUCUUCUGAUGAAGAUGAUGCUGUAAAAUCAGAAAAUUCUUCAGAGAAAGGAGCAGUUUACUCUUCUACAAUCGCAUAUGGAUCUUUAACAGAACUUAGGCCUGGAAGACACAAUUGGCCUGUUGAAACAGAAGAGUGGAAAGUAAAGCCGGAUGUUGAUAAAUCUUUUAAAAAGCAGAGGAGGCUGAGUCCCUUUGAUCUCUGUAACACAUCCAGCUGUGAGCUGUCACAUCUGGAGAGUAAAGUAGCAAUGGCAGCAGCCAGUGUCCAGAGCACUCAAUGCGGGGUUACAGACAUUCAGAAAAGAAUGGCAGCUUUGAGCGCUGCAAGGAUGACAGAGGUGACCUCCCGCAGACGGGCAAGUCUUCAGCCAUCAAAGGUGUUGCAUGAGUUUCCAAGGAGAGCCAGCAAUGAAACAAGAUCCUUACGGAAGCUGAGCAUCAUGUGAAGCAAGCAUAUACACUCUUUCAAAUAUUUUUAGUGGGCCAUGAUAGAAUAAAGCCACAAAACAUGAAUAUAUUUACACAAGGCAUACUGUGACCCACACUCACAAUUUAUUUGUAUGAAGCUUCCAGUGCAUAUAAAUAUUACAAAACGUAUAUUUUUAAUGUAAGUAAUUUAUAUAUAAAAAAAACAUGCUCUUUAAUUUCUAAAAAUAAAAACGUCAACUUCGUUUUUAUAAUAUACUUAUUAACUACUGUUGUUAAAAAUCUUAUGUGAAAGUUACGUUUAUAAUAUAACCCACAUUCACUUUAUGAUUAAUAUACAGCAUGUGCAAAAGUCUUAGGCCACCAUGCUACCAUUAGAUUUGUUGUUUUUGCAAUUGUAUAGUGAUCAUAUAUAAUUAUUUCUCAAUCUCCUUAUUAGAAUACAACCAGAAAAUACAGGAAAUAUGUAUGUAGU
This is a messenger RNA of Misgurnus anguillicaudatus (oriental weatherfish), 2492 nucleotides long. NCBI's taxonomy places the organism in Eukaryota, Metazoa, Chordata, Actinopteri, Cypriniformes, Cobitidae. The record is from RefSeq and is a predicted model, not a curated record.